AUGGCGGCUGAAGAAGACGACGAAGAUAUUUGGGAUAGCUGGGAAGAUGUGGCAGAUUCUGGGGUAGGCUGUUAAUAGAUCGUGUGAAAAAAUGGACUUUUGCACAUUGAUUUAUUAAGUCACAGCCCGUUUAUCGACAUCAGUCCCUUCAGUAUUCUUUAGUUUUGUUGAGAAGUUGGACGAUUCUUAAUUAACUUGUAUGCUUGUAUCAUUCAAUUUAUCAGUUUUGACGUUAUGAUUAGAAAAGGUUUAUUUGAAUUACGUCUGUUAGUAGGAUAUGACGGGAGCCCGCUUCUCUGAACUUGUGAAAUCCAGGAUAGUGAAAAGUGCUGAGAUUUCUUAGCAACCCCACAAAAUUAAGGCUCCAUGGGCCAAUGGAUACUGCUAGAUUAUUAUGAUAUUAUUACAAUGAUGAUGAUUUAAUUUACUUAUUAGGAAUUGGAGAGAAGGAUGGAGGAGAGGGAGAAGCAGGUCAGGGAGAAAGAUGAAAAAGCUUCGAGUGGAUCAUCUAAGUAAGAUAAACCAGUUCAAAACUUGUUUGAAGAAAAAUAAAGCUAAUCAACCUACAAAUUAAAGAGUGCAAGAAAGAGCUUUGUACAUUUGGACCACGGGUAGUGGGCUGCAGGGUGGGUGAGGGUUGUACUAUUGGCUUGCUGUGAGCACCCAAAAUCAUGUUGAGAAUGUUAAAUAUUUAAAAUGUCCUUCCCCUCUAUGUGCAACCAACACAGUUCCUAAGAGACCAACAGUCACUUUUUUUUGCAUUGUGGAUGGUUCAGUUCAAAAAGGCUUAACAGUAUAAACCAAAGAGCACUAAUUUAAUUGUGUCUACAUCUUAUUAUUAUACAGAUUAAAAGAAACCAAAACCAACUCUCCUGUUCUGAUGCAAGAGGAUACAAACAGAACUCAUUACAGACCACAGGUAAAUGUACUUAUGGAACAUGAGGGAAAACUUGGUCUGCUUUGUUCUACAUAAUCUGGUCAUCACAUUUGUCAGUGUGCAUCCUAAUCUUGGUUGUCCUGUGGUACAAAGCCACUAAUUUUCGAGGUAUCGCGGGCCACUGCCGAUUAGCCACCCCUACUGAUUUUAUCAGGGGCAUCUCGGCUGGGAAACUGGACUCUUUUCAACUCGAUAUCGUUUCAGUAGGUGACAAAUGCGAAUCCGUAAACAAUGAUUACUUCUAUAAGUUUAAUAUUAGUUUGGGACAAAGUAUGUCCCAAAAAAAAAAAUACUCAACAUCUUCUAUUUGUGAGUUCCAUUUAGGAAUGGCUUAGCUGUGAGAAGUUUAUUUCGGUAAACUAAAAAAUGUUAUUCCUUCUGAUGUAUCAGUUGAACAAAAAUACUGCAUUCUCCCAAUAUUAUAUAGCUUUUUAUUCCAAAAGAAAUUCUGAUUCAAGCUACUGUUACUUUUAGACUCUCAUUUGGGCCUCUGAAUCAAAUAAUAAUAUUUUUUUUAAGCUACAGUUAUGGAUUAUUAAAGAAGAAAUAAGUUCUUAUUUAAAAUUUUGUUUAACCAGCUAUCAAGGUUAGCAGUAUUAAUUUCCUAAAACCCAGUGUCAUCUCAGGGUCUGAUGUUUUAGUAUCUUUAAUGAUAAUAAUUUUUAUAUUCAGGGCUGUGCUCUUGUGGAGCCCAGCGGCCCUUGGCGCCUAACUUUUGAUCUUGGGCGACUAGAAAUCUUACUUUUCUCGUACAAAGCACGUGCUGGGCACCCUUGAUUUCACAGGUUUAGUGCACUGGGCUCCCUUCUUUAGAGCACAGCCUUGAUAUUAUUAACAUAAAUAUACUGGUUCUGUGGAAGAUUUCACUUCCAGCUGUAUGUAGUUUCAGGCCGUUUCAAGAUUUUAAUUUCAUUGUCAGCGAUUUUUUUUUCUUGUAGCUAAGAAUUUUGAAGAGGCCAGAUUCUGGAGGAUCAAAUCUAUCUAAAACUCAAGAAAAUAGUAAAGAAAAACCUGUCCAUAAAACACUGGCAGAAAGACAGGCACAAUAUGCUGAAGCAAGGUGAGAACAAGUUUAUUACACAAACUCCAUCUCUUAGAAUCCAGUGAUUACAACUGUACUUUCUAGUUUGAAGUUUAAAGGAGCCUUUCUGACUAUAAAUGCAUAGACAUUAAUCUAUUAGAAUACACUGUUGUGUUUCUCUGUUUCAGUUGGUGUACAUGUCUUUGUAGUUGUUGUUGUUGUUUUGCUGUUUUUUUUUGUAUGUCUGUUUGUUUGUUUGUUUUUAUAUAAAAAAAAUAUACACACUGUAUAUAUAUAUAUGUAAUAUUUUCGUUUCUCAUCAGCUCAGAUAAUUGUUUCUCAUAUUAAAAAGCAAAUGUACAAUGUGCACAUGUGCAUGCGGAUCCAAGCCUGUGCUCUAAGAAAAAUUGACAAUGCCCAGUGCCUUGAACCUGUGAAAUCCAGGGUGCCCAGCAUAGAAUGUCUAUAAAACAUCAAAAAAAUAAUGAUUAUGAUAAUUACAAUACAUGUAACAAUGACAAUGAGAAUGAUGAUGAUGAUGAUGAUGAUGAUAAUAAUAAUGAUGACAAAAAUAAUAAUACAGCUGUAUACACUUAAUGUCAGAUCCUGAGGGAAACAGUCAGUUUUGUUUUCCUGAGAGUCCUGAUGUUUCCCAAGAAGAAUGUUUUGUUAUAUUUCUAGACUUUCACUUUAACAGCAACAAAAGAAUAACCGAAGCGAACCAAAACGGUCGACUUGGUACCUAUAACAACACAAAGUUUAUUUUUUAAACCAUUGAAUGAAUGAUUUACAAGGUCAUGUACUUUCCUUAUAUUAUUUGCAUCUUUUUCCUCCACUAGCUAGCUGCUGUUUCUGUUAUGGGAUGACUUUAAAAAUCGUAGCUUUUUAGCUUGAGGUUUCAUGUUUGUGUUCAAGUUGUUGUGUUUAUUCAUGUAAAAGAAAACUGGCAGUGUUUUUCCCGCCUUCUGUCACACCACUUUCCACCAUGCUUUGAUCAUGUACUGUAAUGUAUCAUGAUUGGGAUACAUUUGAUUUUAGUCAAGGCCAAGUGACCAAGAAUCAACCAAUGGCAGUCCCUGUUAAGUUGAGUGAAAGUCUAGGAAUAUAACUUUAUUUGUUUACUUUACAGUGGAAUCGUGACAAACCUGUGACCUUUUCAUGAUUUCCUAGUUGCCCAAAAGCAAAAGUGAGGUACCAGGGGCUACUGCUAGAGCACAGCCCCUGUCUGAACUUCUGAUCCAGUGCCAAAAAUGUACACGUGAGAAAAUUACAGUAUUAUCUGCAGAAUUAAGUGUUUACAUUUUGUCACUGUACCCUUCAUAAAAUUGCAAAGGUAGACCCUUUACAUGUAUAAAGACAUAAUUUUUUUAUAGGGCGAGGAUUUUGGGAAGUGCUACAGCGGAUGAAAGCAAUGACCCAGAGUAAGUUCCUUGAUUCCAUUUCUGGAUAUCAUCAUUAUUUGAAUUACAGGUAUAAGUAAAUAAAUCGAUAUCAUUCUUUAGGUGCAGUUACACAAUACCAUCUUCCCUAGCUACCCUUGGGGAUAUAGAGAGAAGAAUUUGUCACAUCACAUUACCAUGGUGGGAUCAUCACUGGACCUGAACAAUAGGCUGAUUUAGCAACAAAACGGGAACGUCAGUUGACGAGUGCAUGUGCAAACCAAACAACUGGCUUGACCAAUGGCAGAGCGGCAAAUAGAUCGUUUUCAUGUGACGUCACAUCAUUUCCGGUCGCCAUAUUUGUGUACAACUUUGGAUAGUCUAUAUGCAAAUGUGAGUCACAUCUAUCAUUUUUGCCUUUAAAAUGAAUAAUUCAGCAGAUCGCGCAAAGUUAAGUGGAAAUCCCGAUGAAAGUAGCUUUAUUCCUCUUUCUGAGUACGCCAAGAAGUUAGAGCUACGAGUCAAGCAGCGUUAUAUGGAGAAAAUUUCGGCGAUUGGAAUCGAUCCCGUGCUCAUUGAGAGUAAGAAUUUUGAACCAGAUUGCCUGCCUCCUGUGGAAUGCACAGAUCUUCUUUUUUAUCUGGUGUUAGAGACGAGCUUCUAUACGCAACAACAGUUUAAAGCUUUCCGAAGCCUGGAAGCCUAUAAUCAAAUGGUUUCGGGAUUUAUUACCAGCGUAAAAGGCCACAUAAUCGCGAACAAGUUUGUUGUGUUAGCCAAAGUAAGACAUUCGCAAAGAAUGAAUGACUCUUUGAUCCCUAUCUGGAUUAUAACAGAAAGAGAAGGAACAGUUUUAUCUGCUCAUUGCCUAGGUUGCAAGGCCGGGUUAGCGGAAUCAUGUUCGCAUAUCGCAAGCGUUUUGUUUUACUUAGAAGCAUGGACGAAGAUAAAUGGAAAACUUGCGUGUACGCAAGUUAAAUGCUCGUGGCUUCUUCCCGCGUACGUAGACCACGUGGAGUACUCAAUGGCACGGGAUAUAAACUUUACUUCCGCUAAGAAAAUGAAAACUGACUUAGAUUCGAAAAUAUCUAACCUUCAACCGGGAGUUUCGAAUUCUGAUCCACUGGAGACUCCAAUCCCAGGUUAUGCUAGUUCUGGAAAGAAAAUUUCACCACCCACAGAAGCAGAGAUGGACGCCUUUUACGCAGAACUUAGCAAGUGUAGUGAAAGCAAACCCAUUGCUCUUAGUCUAAUUCCUGAGUUUGCACAAAGUUAUGUCCUCAAAAGUCGCUCAAUCCCAACAAUCAAUGAUCUUUUCGAUAAAAAGUAUCUGCAGUUAACAUAUCCGGGACUGUUAAAGGUUUGCAGUAAUGUAAAGGUUCAACUUUCCAAGGAGCAGAUUGAACAAGUGGAGAGGGACACCAUAAGCCAGGCAAGGGGGAACAACUUUUUUAAACACAGAGCUGGCAGAAUUGGGGCUUCCCAGAGCAAAGCAGUAUGUAAAACAAAUCCUGCUUUGCCCUCUCAGUCCCUUAUUCAGUCAAUUUGUUAUCCUGAACUGACCAAGCUAAACACAGAAGCAGUCUGUCAUGGCUGUAAACAUGAACAGGAUGCAAUAAAUGCAUAUGAAAAUGUAAUGAAACAGAAACAUGUAAACUUUAAAGUUGUCAAAUGUGGGCUGAUGAUAAAUGAAGAGUAUCCCUGGAUACAUGCUACUCCUGACUUCCUGUGUUCCUGUGACUGCUGCGGUGAAGGUUGUGGUGAAGUGAAAUGCCCCCUGUGUGUUGAAAAUUGCAAUUUCGAGAGCUAUGUGUUGACACCAUCAUCUUGUCUAGAAAAGGACAGUACUGGUAACUUUAACUUAAAGAAAAGUCACCAAUAUUUCUACCAGUGCCAACAACAAAUCUUUACCAGGAGGAAACAGUACUGUGACUUUGUAGUUUGUGCAUUUGAUCAUGAUGGGAAAGCCAAGCAUGUGCAACAGAGAAUUUUGCCUGAUGCAGAUCACUGGAAAGCUGUGGUACCAAAGCUAACUAAUUUUUGGAGGAAAUGCAUUUUACCCGAGGUGCUUGGAAGGUGGUAUUCCAGGUGUCAUUAUGAUAAACCGGCAGUGACCGACUCAGUUUGUUAUUGCAGAACAGCAACAACUGAAGACACCAUAAGCUGCUGCAACCCAAAGUGUCAAAUUGGCCAGUUCCAUCCCACAUGUUUGGGCAUUGACAGUAUUCCCCAGUUGUGGUACUGCCCAAACUGUAGAACAAAUCCAGAGUUUAAGAGGGCAAAAAAAGGAAAGAAAAUUACAGCACAAGCAGAUGCUCUGAGAUUAGAUUCUGUUUGUGUGUGUAAACAGAAACCAAACUUAACCGACAGGCUCUUAGAGUGCCACAACUCUAGUUGCCAAAAUGGUAAUUUUUUUCAUUUGCCAUGCAUCAACCUAAAACGUAUGCCGAAUAAUAGUAAUACCACUUGGCUUUGCCCAGCUUGCAAAGGAAGCAACAUGAAACAAGGAAAAUCUUCCUCAACCUCCUCAGUUGACGUGACUUUCGUAAAAACAGUAAAACAUGCAACAUCCCAUAACAAACACAAGUCUCUUGGAAGUCUUGGUCAAGCUGAGUUUGACCUCAUUGCAUCCGCCACUGGAUGGCUGGACUGCUCAAUUGCCCAUGAAGCACAGCUACUGUUGCAAAAGAUCAAUCCAAACAUUGAAGGGUUUCAGAGACCAACACUUGGUCCUGUCAGACAGUUUGACACAAUGACAUCAGAAUUUAUUCAACUUCUGCAUGUAGGCAAUAAUCACUGGGUGUGUUUGACCUCGAUUGGAUGCCCCCCUGGUGAAGUGCAGUUACUGGACAGUCUCAUGAAACCAGUGAUAACUCAAGAGAUACAGGAACUUGCCCAGAAUUUGUAUGGUCUAAACUUAAACAGAAUUACAAACAUGCCAGUUCAGCAACAAACCAAUGGCAGUGACUGUGGCAUGUUUGCAGUUGCAUUUGCAACAUGUCUUGUGUAUGGGCAAAAUCCAUGCAAUGUUACUUUUGAUGUUCCUAAAAUGCGUCCUCAUUUGAUUCAGUAUCUGAAAAGAGGUUGCAUAAACCUUUUCCCUACCACUUGAAUUUCUUUGUGAAUGACAAACAUUCGGUUAACAGAAACAAUUCAAUUUAAUGUUUAUUACACCACCUUACACUUACAAUAACUGAGGGGUGGAUAUAAUGAAGCCUUUAGUGACCUCUGAUUUUUCUUUCAUAAGGUCUUGUACUUAAAUAUAAUUUGUAAUGAAAUACAUGAAAAAAUUACUCAAUUUUGAUUAACUGAGAGCAGUGCAGUUCAACUGUAACACCACUGCAAAAAGUGAAACACAAGUGCAAAAGGUGUAACAGCAAUGCAAAUUACACAUCGAAAUUCUGGAUUCUGAUUGGCUGAAAGACUAUAGGAAAUCUUCUAAGCCAAUGAUAUCACGUAACAUGAUCAGGAAAACUUUUUGCAGAAACUUUGAAAAAAGUUUUGUCGAGUGAGAAAAAAUGUGGGCCACAUUUAAUCAAGAAAGGUUUGCUCCGGCACUUCGUACACGCGACUCUUUUCAUAUUUAUAUUAUUAAUAAGUAAUCAUACAAUUUUUCUCAUUCAAUUUGGAAUUAAUUUGCACUUGUGAGUUUUUCAAAAAAGCUGAAAUUGUACUCGCCAAAGCGGCUUGUGAAAUUUCACCUUUUUGAAAAACUCACUCAUGCAAAUUAAUUCCAAAUUGAACUUGAAGCCGUAUGAUCUAAAACAACAUAAAAUUUCAAAUUAUCUUGGAGUCACUUAUGGCUAUAUCCCAUGCACCCCUCCAAAUAUUUUGAUGAUGUAUUCAAUAUAAUAUUACUUAUUCAAAAAUGUGUUUUGAGGCAAGGUAACUGGAGGCCGGUGGGGAAGGGGGAGGGGUGGAAGGGGAAAUGAUUAUUUCCUUUGUCUAUAUUAACAUUUUCAUAAUGCUGAGUGGUGAUUAAAAUGCUUUUCCUCCUUAGUAUAAUAGUUUCUUUUAAAAAAGUUCAGUCAAGAGGCACAAUGCCUGGGCAUAAAUUAAUAAGUGCAGCACAUACAGUGAUGAUUCUGUCAAUCAUGGGUACUGAUUCAUUUUCAGUUCCACCCGGCUUGCAUGUUAAAAAGUCAAUGGGCAAGACUCCAGACAAAAUGGUAAAUUUCCUGCGAAGUAGUCCAAUCACUCUCUCUACAUGAAUGCGUACGUUAGCAAUGCCUCUUGUUUUCUCAACAUCCACAGGAUCAAGUUGAUCUUUUCCUCUGGUAAAGGCAGGAAUGGCCAGUUGGGCUUGCUGAAACAUCACUGUUUCGUGGAUUGUGAAACCACGAUCUGCCAAAAUCAGAUCUCCAGGCAAAAGCUUUUUCAGUAUUCCACAAUUUUCAGUAAGAAAUUUGUCAGAUGUUCUCCCUCCCCAUGCUUUUGAAACGAAGGAAAUAGUUCCUUGAGGAGUUAUUCCAAUUAAUACUUUGACAGUAUUAUGAUGCUUAUAGGAAGAGAAUGUCUGUGCCCUAGCGAGAAGAUUAGAUGGCCUGCAUAUAAAAAUUUCAAAACAAUCGAUAAUUACUGUUGUUUUCUUGCCAAAUGAAACAUGAAAGCACUGUGGCAUUGUUUGCCACAAGUCUUCUCGAUCGGGCCACUUGAUGAGGGGUGACAGUCUGACAUCCAAAGCAACCAUCCAUGCAGAAAAUAUCCUUGAAACUGUCGGCAGUGACACAUUGAAACGGUAAGAUAAAUCUUUGAAAGGCAUGUCAAGUUUCAGCUUCAUCAGUGUCAUAAUGAACUCCUGAAAUGAUGUCAAAUUUUGUGAUUUACGGCUUACAUGUGGAGAAACUUGCAAGAAAACAGUGUUAAGGAUAUGGAAUGAAGGAAGUCCUGUAUAAAACUUGACUUUCUCGUUGUCACUCUUAAAUUCCCACUGAUCAAAUGGAGGUUUAAUCUUCGGUGGGCUGACAAGGUAGUCAAACUCUUCGGAUUGUGUGCCAGUGUCCACACAUAACUUCGUGUCGGUUUGUGUUCCUUUCGCUGUAGGAGUCUCCAGACUAUCUUCUGUGCUAAAGUCGAAGUUUAAAUCAAAAAUUUGCUGCCCUGGUUCGGUAAGUUUUGAUCUCUUCACUUCCCUCUCGGCUUCGAGUUCCUUCUCUCUUUUAGCAAAUGCCGGCUUCUUUACAAGCUCGCGUUCUCUUGCCCUCUCACUUCUUUUUGCCGCUUGUUCUCGAUCUGUUCGGCUGGUCUUCUUAUUAUGUCCUACAUUCAGAGUUGGGACCCAGUCAACGUUGAAUUUAUCCCAUGGUUUUGCGGCUCUUCCAGAAACAAAGUGCUUCUCACACACGCGAUCGUUCUCCAAAAUGGUAUCGGUGAGGUCGUCCCUGCUGAUCGCCAAAAUCCACCGCGAUCUUCUUUCUUCUGACAAAUCUCUCGCUUCUUUUCCUUGAUUUUCAAUGAUCGAAGGUACUUUGGCAAAAUAUAAUCCUUUAUCCCGUCCACUUCUAUUUCCACAGCCCACAAUCAAGCACAACACCAUCUUCCUUCAAAGAAAGCAGUCGAUUUGUUUACGAUAUCUGUACACAAAUAUGGCGGCGUAGCAACCGUUGUCAGGGAUUUUGUCACGUGAGUGAAAACUAUCUAUAAUAUUGGGCACCGGAAGUCGCGUUCAGUCCUUUCCGUGCGCGUUCCCGUCGUCAACUGACGUUCCCGUUCGGUUGCUAAAUCAGCUUAAUCGUUCUUGACAGAGACGGUCAUUUGCAAGGUCAAACGAUAGAGGAAAAGAUGGGCUCCAUUUUGUUCCUAAGUGCAAUCAUGCACACAAAAGUCAUACUAGUCAAUAUAAUAUAUAGAUAUAUUUUGGUUUGUUGAGAUCUAGAAAUUUUCCUACCAUGGCAAAGCAGCCAAAAUGACUUCUCUCUAUCGCUAGGGUUGUUUACAUCAUAGCCCUGCACUGAAGCCAAAAAAGUGAACCAAAAGUUGUUGCUUACAUAAUUGUACAUGUACACUGAAUAUUUUUUCUCAAAAACAAGUUUUUGUUAUUCUUAGAGAAAGGGAUCAAAAUUGCAAAUGACUGCAUUCAGAAUGAUUUUGUGAUGAUACAUGACAAGUCGCACCUUCUAAUGUUUUGCAUGUAAACAAAGUUAUGUUUUCACCAUUUUACUCUAUUUACUGCAGGAAAAAUGAAACUCCAAAAGUCAUACAUGUUGAACAGAAACUUCCUGAAAAUGUUAUCCGACUUCCAAGGUAAGAGCUAAACAGUUUCAUCUGCACUUCAUCCAUUGCGAUAACUAAUUACUGAGACAAAUGGAACGUUCAGUUAUCUUGUCAAAAGCAAUGGAAGUCCAAGACCGGGUUCUAAGAUGAGACUUACUACAUGUAGGGACAGGUCAGGUACUUUCACCACGAAGCUGGGAUGUUGUGGCAAACUCAUUUCAUGAGGUCAUUAUUCUGCUCAAUAGCAUUCGAUUUUCCCAUCAGCAGGGGUAUCUCUAUGGAUAGAUUAAGUAAUUUCAAUGUUGAGGUAGCUAGUUAACUUGAGUGAUCUGUGCAUUUUUUGGCCAGUACAUUAUAAUGCGAGCAAUAUUAUUUUGAGAAAGUAUCAGCCAUCGACAACUUGGCAUCCCGGAUAUCCAGAAACGACAAGCAGUAACACAGUUUGGUUAAAUUUCCAGAUUUUCAAACGGAAUUUCUCCAAAAGUAUCAGGUUUAUCGGGCUCCAAGAUAGUAUAUUCUACUUAAUAAAUAGUUUCCAUGUUACCGUGCGUCUGUUCUGUAAUAGAUCACAGAUGACGUCAAAACGAUUGUGGUAAAAACAAAGAAGUGGCACACGAGCCGCAGGCUAGUGUGUCACCGAUGUUUUUACCACAUGUUGAUGUCUUCUGGGAUCUAUUACUGAACAGACCCACAGCAACAUAGAAUCUAUUUGUUUUGUACAAUGAUCAGGAAAGUAUUAAGACCGAUACACAUACCUGCAUCGUACUGCUUGACUGUUCGAGGAUUUGUGCUAGUCCCAAGGGCUAUUUUGCGUCUCGGCCUCUUUUCUUCUUUAUCUUAUUUUUAUACAGUUUCUUCGAAAAGCUUUUCAACGUCUUCACUUGCUCAAAGCAUAAUGAUGGCGAAAACAUGUUGCAAAACAGCGAGUCUCUCGUAGCGAUGAUACACGAUGGCAACUGUUGUUAAUAUUUCUUCCAGUUUAGACAUUUUCAAGUCUUUAAGAACUCUUUUUGUCUUCGUUUAUCUAUUUUUCUUCUUUGUUAAUAGCUCUUGCUAAAUUUCAAGGUUUAGGAGGCUUUCACUUGCGUAAUCCGAAAUUAUCUCACAAACAUUUUCAAACCCGCGCGCCAAGUUUUCCGUGACGUCAUCCAUGUAUCUGUACUCUGAUACAUCAUGGGCAACGACCAUUCGCAGCACGCGUAGCAUUCACAUCAUAACAUUGUAAUAUAUGGAAAUGGUCAGGGCUAAAAGCGAAGUUCUCUUCAAUAUCUAUAGCUUAUUCAAACAGAAUAACAAUCGAGUAAAGGUAAUGUUAGGCGGGACGAUUCGCAGGAACGACGUUUAGCGCAACACAGCGUUGCAACAUUGUUUUAAAUGGUUACAACAUUGUUUCAACAUUGUUUCAACGCUCUGUUGCGCUAAAAAUCGUCCUGUGUAACAUCACCUUAAUGCUAAGCGGCGACGGCAACAAAAGCAGCCCCCCAAAAAAAAAAAAAUAAGUGUGUCUAAUUACCAAAAAACUUUGCAAGUGCCGCGCGCUUUUUUUUUUUUUCUUUUUUUGUACAUUUCCUUGCCGUUGUUUUGCACGACUACAACGUGAAACUUCAAAAAACUUCAUAGUUAGACGUUUUACAUGUAUGAUGGAGAUGUUAAAUGUGUUCCUGUUCACGUUUUUUUUUUAAUCGCUGCCGUUAAUUUUAUUCCACCUUGGUGGCCGCUACCAUUUCUUAUUUUGUCAAAAAAAUUUUAUGUUCUUCUUCCAACGAAAUUCGUUUCCUUUGUUUUUUAAUCUCUCGCGCUCUAGCACUUUCUCUGUUAUCCACGUCAAUGGAGACAUUAAAAUUAUGUCGAAAGAAAUAAGUAGCUUUGUAACACUAGAAAAAGUCCAUUGGCUGCCUCUAGGUAAACUUCCACUACCUUGAUAAUAUUUCGCCAAGACAAACGCAAGCUUCAUGUCUUGGAUUCCCCGUCACCCUUGCAGAGUCUAGUGAGUACUACCCCCAAGUCUACUUAGUACCACCCCCAGAGAACGUACGUAGGUGCGGGCGUAGGCUGACGUGAUAACCAAAUUUUCUCGGAUGGAUAGUUAACCAAAAUUUCUUAGCUAGGGGCUACGCUCGCUAACGCUCUGCGAGGAGCUCCGCUAUAAUAUCUUAUCCCAGUAUUUAUUGUCGCUGUUUUUAAUUGAUCCGAUAAUCAACAGCGUACAUGUACGCCGAUCAGGAAAAUUCAGUAUGGACAGCGCAUCCACACCUUUUAGCUGAGAAAAAUACAUACGUUGAAUUUUUUUUGUUUGUUUGUUUCUCCUGUUUCUAAAGCGUGGUUUUGAUUUUUUUCCCUUUUAGAGGUCCAGAUGAAGACGGUUCGAAAGGCUUUGAGUUCAGAAGAUGAAGGCCGACAGAUAUUUAGGGAAAAUCAGCAAAACUAUCGACAUCGUGGAAUAAAUUCGUGGCCAGAGAAAAGCUUGCCUAUUGGUUGGUUUUCGGGGUGCAAGGAGUCAAGCCGUCUUCGUGAUACUGAAAGCUGGUUGUACCUCAUGAACCUAAUAACAUGCCUUAUCUGCGGGCCUAGUGGAGAAAGGAAAUUUUUGCUCGAGCAAAUUUUUACCGUAACCAUGAGAAGGUGGUUGGAUUUGGAGGCUUGCUGAUGAGUUACUUAACAGACUACUCUUUAUUUUCCUUGCUGAACAGCUCCAAACCAACGGUACAGUGUACCAACAAACGACUGGAGUACCUUCUUUCUAAGAUCCCCUCGAGGAGGGAGGGGUGAACUGUUUGACAGAGAUCCAAAUCGCCUGGAAUGCGAACUUUGCCAGCUCGGCUUUUUACUGGGUGCAUGCGUGAUAUUAUUCAGUCGAAGCAAACUGUGGUCUAUUCAAAUUGAAGAAUCGACCUUCUCGUAAUAAGUUUUUUGUGCGAAUAAUAUGAUUACUAUAAGCUACCUUAACCUAACAUCAUCGGUUCAUAAUAAGUGGUUUAAAAUACAGAGUCAUCGGUACAAAAUUAUUCCAAGGCAUUUACAGUGAAACUCUUUCGUUAUUGAACUUCUGAAAUGGUUGAGAGGUUUCUAAGCUUAACUUUACUAAUAAGGAGAUGUACACAUGUACAUGUUUGAUAGAGUUAAAGUUAAAGCGCGGUUUGCUUGAUGCUCUAUUCACCCAUUUUCUGGCACCAUUUUCACACUAUACCGGAUAGUUUUUCGUGGCACCACGAAAAAGUAUGGGGUAUAAUAUGAACACCUAUACGUAUCCAUUAUGUGAUUUUCCGCUUUAGAAAUCGGCGCGGCGCAGCUUCGCUUCGUCACAGAAAUCGCGCCGCCACAACCAUUUUUGUGUGUAAACAGAAGUCCUAUCCGGUCUGUUCUUCAUGGCGGCGCAAAAGCUACCCGGUAUAGUGUGAACUUUGACUAAGUUUUUUCCCAACUGUACACCUUGAAGCUGCUUUUCUGAGGGAUGAGAGUCCUUUUAACGUGAUCGCUUGAACUCCCAUCUGCCGUAGGAUGUCUACUUAAUCUAGGAUAUCAUGACUGUAUUUCUUCAUGUCUUUUUGCUCUCCGCUAAACCAGUUGAAUGCGCCAGCCAGAGAAUUAAAAUGCCUGGUUACUAUGUCAGCUUCUCUGUAUAGUAUUGCAUCUUUUCACGUGACGUCACGGCGGUCAUGUUGGUCAGAGAAGAACAAAAGCAUUUCUCUCCUCUAGAAACUGAAGUCCAUUUUUUAAAUUCUCCAAAUUAUGGUAAUUGUAUCGGCGUAUUGAAGGCACGUGACCUGAAUUUCUUAGUUAGUUAAGAUUUUGGACGGAGUCGAUCAAGCUACCAUUCAAAUUAGACAUCACAGGAUGUUGUCGUUGGUUCCCAGUAUUUUUCACCCUAUUAUGGGUGAGUAGUACUGGGAAUCACUUGAGUAAAGGGUGGAAAUCUCGAAGGAUGUACAAUAAGUAAUUUUAACCUCUUUUUAUUGAUCUCGUGAC
Molecule: messenger RNA, 13516 nt
Organism: Porites lobata
Lineage: Eukaryota; Metazoa; Cnidaria; Anthozoa; Scleractinia; Poritidae
Source: the annotation of a GenBank genome assembly